GGAGGCUUGUUCAAUUUUUUCCACAAGCUCUCAAACUGCAAAUGUUCCUUGCAGCUCAGGGGAAAGAUUAGGCUAUCAAUCUGCUCCACUCAUAUUGUCACUGGCGAGGCGAGACCGGAGCUGCUCGGCAGACACUGAAACACACAAUCUGUAAGGCAAAUUAUUCCCGGCACUGUUAUCAUCAUCAUUUAUUACUGCGCUGACACUUUUCAGCAAUCAGCAAGGAACACAAUAUUUCAAUGCGGCUUGUAAAGAUGCUAUAUCCACUUUUCAGAACAUAACGAGACAAUAUGGUGUAGUUUAGUUUUUAGUGCAUACAAAUACCCCUCCCUCUUUACUGUGAUUGUUCAUGAAUCUUUGGAUAAGAAACUGACAUAAUUGCAUCAUUGCAUCAAAUGAGAUAUAGAUGCAUAUAUAGGCCUAUGCAUAUACCCUGCUUAUCCAUGUGCUAAAUUCUUAAAUGUGUUUUCACAAUGUCUCUGAGGCUAAACUUGGAAGCACCAUCAUAGCGUCAUUGCCUUAAAAAUAGAUAGAAGCACGAGAAAUAGGGUCUGCACACUCCCUCCUCUCCUUGUCAAUGUGUUAGUAUAAUGCCUUACGCCCGAAGGAUGAUUGAUGGUGACGUUGAAUGCACUUGCUACCGCUCAGUGUCUUAAAUAAAAGAGCUUAAUCACGCCGUGACUUGACGACCCAAAUGCUCUCCCGACAAAUUACACUGGCGGAUAUUAAUGAUACCAUAUUAUUCAAACUCGAAAGGAGGGCUGAUUUAAACAUGACUUUGACUUCCAAUAUAGCCUAUGAUAUCAGUAGUCGUUUGGAUCACACGCGCGCUCCGCAGGCUACAGUGCACUACUUUCCUGCUAAGCCCUUAAAUUAGAACACGCAGUUCCCUUUCAGAUGCAGAGUGCACACUAAUUGUUUGUCUUUUAUCGUGGUGGUGACGCUAUAUAGUCACUUUUGCAGCGUGUUGUGUAGACCACAGCCUUGCAUGACAUAAACCGUUUAAAGUGCUCAAAUGCAACGUAGCAUUAUCGGGCCAGUUGUUCGUUCAUAUUAUUUGCGAAUUGAUUUGCUUUUAGCCCUUGUCAACUCGAGUCUAUUUUCAGCGUGCCUCGGCUUGUCCACCCCCCUCCUUCCACGCCCCCCGCACUCUAUUUCCAUAAUGUUAAUAUGAUCUAAUGCGCAACUUCAUUUUCCAUAUCAGACGAUAACAUGAUGGUGUUGAUUAUUAUCACAUUAAAAUACGUUGCAGUAGGACAUAGCCUACUAUUUUAUGGUUGCACCUAUUUGUGAGCAAGCCUCAUUUCCCCGUGACAUUAGAUAAAACAUUGCAUAAGGUAUAAAAAUAGCUGACGUUAAUGUUGCAUCCUGUAAUUUGGGCUAUGCAACGUGAUCCAACUUUCUUUUUUGUCACCGCUGUAGGCAGGUCUUGGUUAAUCUGACGAGAAUGUGUUCUUAGCAACUUCCUCUUUCGUUUGCGAAAACACGUUAGUCGCUUAUGUUCUGCAGCAAUACUCCGUUUAAAAGGUCAUUAGGCUAUUGUUUAAAACUUGUUAUAGGCUACAGAUAUUCUACACUGGAAUGUUUCAGCCUAAGCGUUCACCUAAGUAUGACUAGACGGAAGUGACAAUACUUGCAAUUAUUUUAUAGUCAAUAUUUUCUUAAUCGGAAUUUGAAUAAAUAUUAUUACACUUUAGUCAUUCAUCUAACGUCCGCUCGCUACAAAGACCUGCGCAUGUACUAUUGAGAAUGAUUUCGACCCUGUCCCUUGAUCGCAAAACAAAUUAGUUUUAGCCUAGCCUACAAUAAAGGCACAGUUUCAAUCCUACAUAAAGCAAGACAGGGCAAGCUCGAGUUCCUUAAAAUGGUUAUCCACUCUCGUUACACGAGUCAUAUUCAUAAACAUAAUGGCAGCAAUUCAAAGCAUACUGUUUCCAUUGCUCGUCACUACCUCUUUCCUUCCAGUGAAACAAAACGUAACAUGCAUUUGCAACAUUGUACCAAGGGUUGCAACAACAGCACAAGAGAUACGCGUCUGUUUCUUAGAAUAAAAUGUCGCCUCUUCAUCAACCAGAACAGAGGUUAAAUAUUGUGUAAAUUUCAGAGCGAAGUUACAGUAGGGUACACGCAUUCUAGAAAUAGGAAGAAGAGCGCCCCUGAAUCUCUGCAGGUCUGCAGGAAAUGUUCUUUCUAUUACACAUACAAACGUCCUCGCCACAGGUCCUGUUAGGACCGUUAGCAAUCCAUUCAAGCCAACAAGUUUGGAGAGAAUGUUGAGUUUAAUCAAUUCAGAACGUCGAGAUGGAGCCCAACUCACUCAUGUGGGUAGGCUCACCUUGUGGUUUGCACGGACCUUACAUUUUCUACAAGGCAUUUCGAUUUCACCUUGAAGGCAAACCAAGAAUAUUAUCCCUCGGCGACUUUUUCUUCGUAAGAUGUAAGCCAGGGGAUCCGAUUUGCAUAGCGGAGCUCCAGUUGUUAUGGGAAGAAAGGACAAGCAAGCAACUUUUAUCCAGCUCCAAACUUUAUUUUCUCCCAGAAGAUACUCCCUUGGGAAGGACUGUCAGUCAUGGAGAGGACGAGGUGAUCGCCGUGUCAGAGAAGGUAAUCGUGCGGCUCGAAGACCUGGUGAAAUGGACGGUGUGGGACUCCUCGUGCUGGAGGAAGGGCCUGAAGGCCGUGCCUCUGAAGCCCACCGUGCUGAGGGAGCUGGGCAAGAACGGCCAGCGGGAGGCCCUCCACCGCUACCGCGAGUCCACGCUCAACAGCGGCCUCAACUUCAAAGACGUGCUCAAGGAGAAGGCCGAGCUAGGUGAGGACGGCGAGGACAGACGGGCCCUGGUCCUGAGCUACCCACAGUACUGCCGGUACCGGUCCGUCAUCGCCCGGCUGCGUGAGCGGCCCAACUCCCUGCUGACGGACCAGAUAGUGCUGGCACUGGGCGGGAUCGCCUCGCUCACCAACAACACCCAGAUCCUCUACUGCAGGGACACCUUCGAGCACCCCACGCUCGUGGAGAACGAGAGCGUCUGCGACGAAUUCGCUCCCAAUCUGAAGGGCCGGCCCCGGAAGAAGAAGCUGUCCAUCUCCCAGCGGCGGGACUCUCAGGGCCAGAGCACAGCAGCCAAGGAGCCCGGCGGCUCCGAGAGCAAGACCCCUGCCAAGGUAAAGGCAGAAACAAAGGCUGUGACGGCAUCCAACAAGCCCAAGAACAGCAGCAGCAGCAGCAGCAGCAAUGGCGGCAACUGCAAGAAGUCCACAUCAGCGGAGGAGAAGCUGAAGGCUGGCGCCGGGGACGAGGGCAGCGAGGCAGACGAGGAGCAGGCCUUCCUCGUCUCCCUCUACAAGUACAUGAAAGAGAGGAAGACACCCAUCGAGAGGAUACCCUACCUCGGCUUCAAACAGAUCAACCUUUGGACUAUGUUUCAAGCUGCUCAGAAGCUGGGAGGAUACGAGGUGAUCACCGCUCGCCGACAGUGGAAAAAUGUAUACGAUGAACUGGGCGGUAACCCGGGAAGCACCAGCGCAGCCACGUGCACUCGGAGACACUACGAAAGGCUCAUUCUCCCCUACGAGAGGUACACCAAAGGAGAGGAGGACAGGCCCCUGCCCCCCGUCAAGCCCCGCCGGCACGAGGGCAACGGCCAGGAGAGCAGCCCCGCCGUCUCCAGGACGAAAGCCACCGCCGGCGGCACCAAGCGGUCCAAAGAGGAGCAGAGCAGCAGGCUCAAGCCUGACAAGGAGGCGUCCGCCAUCAAAGACUCCGAAUGCCCAGAGGACCAGAAGAAGGAGGAGCUGGAAGAGCAUGACGAUGAUGAAGAUGAUGAUGAAGAUGACGAUGAUGAAAAGGAGCAGACCAAACCGGAAGUGCAAGGAGAGCCCGAGAGCAGGAGCACCAAGGAGGAAGACGAGGAGGACGAGGAGGAGGUGGUAGAGGUCAAGCCGGAGGUGAAGGAGGAGCCUGACAGUGUCUGCAGCCUGGAGAGAACGGCGCCCCCUCGCAGUGCACUCUGGGAUGGUGGGCGGCCCAUCAGCCCUGCUGGUGACUUGGCGGUCGCCACCCCUCAGGCGGACAUGAACGUCAUGAGAUUUAAAGACGAUGAAGUGUUUGCGGUGGCCGCUCCCGCCAAAUCUGUCCACUACACCGUUACCAACCCGUGGCAGUCGGGGGUGGGCGAGUUUGCCGUGCCCCCUCUGCUGAGCAAGAUGGGCAUCCCGGAGCCUGCUGGGACGAAAGAGAACCAGUGCCAUGUGGGAAUGGUGCUGCCCACCCUGCAGCAACGACCCUCCCUUCAGCCCCUCCUGGCUCCAGAGAUCCCCACGGAGCGGGCCGAGCUGCCCAGCAGAGAGGAGGCCUCAUUCAGCUACUCUCCCCUCCUGUACCCCAAGGCCAACCCUGGUAUCAUGUCCCCCUUGGCCAAGAAGAAGCUCCUCUCUCAGGUCAGCGGAACGGCCCUUUCCAACAACUACUCCUUUGGGCCGCCGCCUCCACUCAUCCCCAAUAAAGCCUCGGGUCUCGGGGCAGAGGGGGCGGAGGAGGCCUUGUCAGCGCCAGGAUCGCUGGCCUCGUCCGGGUCGGAGGGUGGGUUCAUCAGCAGGCCGUCUGUGAUCCAGCAUGCCCAGAGCUUCAGGCCCCAUGGGUGUGUGGAGGAACUGAGACCCCCCAACAAAGAGGCAUUGCAGAGGGAUGGUAGUGGGGUGUCGUUGUCGGAGCCUUACUCCACCCACCACCACCCACACCCCCACCCCCACCCCCACCUCCAUCCCCACCCUCAUGCUCAUCCUCACCCCCACCCGCAUGCUCAUCCUCAUCCCCAACCCCAGCACGGCCCAACAGUUGAACCAUACCUACUGAGGGCGGAGUCGCAUGGCGGAAUGGAGAAGCCUCCAGACACGCCCCGGCCAGGCCACGCCCCUAGUUUUCUCGGUGACUUUUACUCGUCCCCGCACCUGCACAAUCUGUACAGGCAGGCGGAGCACCACCUGGGCAAGGAGCACCUGAGCAAAUACCUGCACAGGGAGGCCUUUCCAAGAGACUGUGAGAGCACACCAGGCUUUCCUUCGGGCCAGCAUCAGCCGCCUCCGGACAGUAUUGGUCUGGUGUACGGGGUCUGCCUGACCCAGAAAGACAAACUCCCCUCAGGGGGGGAAAGGACCACGGAGGACCAACCCACAGACUUGAGCCUGCCGAAGUGCUCCCCUCCCAAACCGCCCCCUUCCUCUCCCUCCUUGUGCAGUCUGUCCCAUCCACCCAUCAUCCCUCCUCAGGACUUGAAGUUGACCAACACUUCCCUCCCCUACCAGACCGCCAGCGGGCAGGGCUCCAGUCUGGACUACCACCCCAGGGCUUGUCGGGUUCCCCCGAUGACCAUAUCCGCCCCCAAGAAUCCAACAGAGCCCCUUCCGCACCAUCAACCACUCCCUCGGGGCCUUGACAAGGCCUCGCACAACGGACGGCCAGAGGAGCCGAACGUCGGAUUCAAGGUGGAGGAACUGGCGCGACCCAUCCUGGGCACAAAGAGCUGCCCGCAGAACGUUGGUGCCGCUCGGCCCCUGAAGAGACCACUAGGGGAGCUAGAGAGCGGACUCCCGGAGAAGAAGGUGCGCGCCGUGACGCCCAUGCACUGUUCCAUGCCAAGGGAGGUCCCCUGCAAGCAACGUACGCCGAGUCCCGCGGCGGAACCGGUGAAGCCAGCGACCCCAACACCGCCUCAUGCCACACUCAUCAAUGGAUACGCCCCAGAGAGCCACAAAUACCCCCUCCAUACCCCACACAUAUUCCAUGGCCUGUACCCAGGGGCCUUUGUGUCUCAGAUGCAGGACAUGUGCGACGGCAUGGGUGGCCCAGUGCCUGCUGGGUACUCUCACCAGUUGCAGUACUUGAAGAACCAGGCCGUCCUCUCUCCGCUCGUCCCUCCCUUCGCCAUCCAUUCCUUCAUGAUGCAGAGACAACUAUUGGCUCAGGCCGCUGCCAGCCCCGCCCACCUCUACCAACAUCCAAUGGGGGCAUCCUACGGGGACCUGCUGCAUCACGGCCUAUACCCCAUGUCCGCCCUUAACCACCAGCCCGCCUUCAGUCCCCCGCAACUUCAACACCCCAGCACCAAACUGUCCUAGGCAACCCCCCCCCCCCCCCCUUCAUGUGACAUUCCCAAUCACCCCCACCCCACCCCACUGACACUUACAUGGUGCUUCGUCUCCCAGACAACCACACCUAGUGCUGUCAUCCACACAAGACAGUGGACGUUAUACUGUAGAUGCUUUGACCUGGGAAGCAACCUGAUUUCUUCUCUUUUGCCACUUAAUGUUUAUUUUCAUGAUUUGCACAUUUUCCCUCUUGGUUGUUGCAAUGGACCCAGCCAGUGGCGACAACCACCAUUUUGGCUCUCUCGCGUUGCUGUAUGCGCAGGUUUCAGCUGCUUGGACGUUUGGGGAUAUAGGGAGGGCACCGGCUCGAGAGUGCUGGCAGUUGGCUUGAACAGGGUCACGAUCUCUCAUCGCACUGCCGGGUGUCCAAAGGAGAGAAAAAAACUAAACAAAAAAACAAAGCACGUUGAGUGACAAAUCAAUGCAAUGCGACAGUGCAAUUUCAAAUCAAUCUCUCGGCACUCUUUGUUUGAAACACUAUGAGGCACUCCUCAGAUCUUUUAAUCACCUUUUACUGUCACAGAAACAAGUUCUUUCUUUUCGUAUAAUCCUUGUGCAUUUUUUUUUUAUGUAAUGGUGUGGUAGUUAGUGUGUUCAUAUUUCGGGCUGACAGGAGUUGUUAGCGAGAUAUCAGAUGCCGUUAUCAAAGAAACCACGAGAGGCCUGCUUCUCGCUGUGACACCGUUACAUGUACAUAAAAAAUAAUUAAGCUCUCCUUUAAAAGAAUCUUCAGCCGGGAGAGGAAAAAAAACAAUGUGAAGUAGGUUUCACGAGAUUUCCAUUUAUUUGCUGGCGUCGUCCCCAGGAGCUUUCUCAUGUUUCCGCCAUCACAGGCUUGUGUUUACCAGAGCAACGUGGAAUGUGUUUUGUCAAAUGUAGGACAGAGGUGCUUGUAAAUACUUAUACAAAAAACGAAACAGAAAAAAACUAUUACAAACACUUUGUAACAUAUAUCACUGGCUACUGUAAUUUCUGACCACUCUUGAACUGCAAACUGUGGAGGCGUAUGGAGUGGAUGACUUGGGUUGGAAGGCGAUGUAAUGUCCAGGACUACUUUGGAGUCAGAAACUCACUGUUUCUUUUCUUCCGCAGGUGUAUAUUUGUGAAGCCUUUUUAAGAGAGAGAGAGAGAGAGAAAAUGAAAAGAAAGAACUCAGCGGAGAGAAAACCUUCAAGAGCUUAAAACUAAGCCAGACAGAAAACAAAGAGAAAAGAAAAAAACUGUUCAGAAGCACUUAGUUAAGCACACAAAGAAGGACCUGAUAAAACUCUUACUCAGAGCCACAACUGUUAUUCUGAGUUCUGAGCUAAGUGUGUAAUACGAAUAAAAAGCAGAAAUAUACUCUUCUCUUCUGCCAUGUCAGCAUCGAGCAAUCAUUUCAUAAGGAGGCCUGUGUUCAAUUAUGUGUAACACAAGCUGGGAAAAAAUGGUUGUCAGUAGAAACUUAAAACAGUUGUGAUUUCUUUGCACAGUUGAAUUGGGGAAAGUACCAGGACAAAUUGAAAGCAACACAAUCUUCCUAAGGGUAAUCAAUUUUCUGAUGUAUUAGCAGUAGACUAAACUUCAAGCUCAAAAAAUGUAUCCGCUCCGACAAUGUUUGGAGCAACACUCAAGGUUGCUAUGUAACAUUUUUUAAUGAGUAAUAAACAGUUUUAUAACAUAA
This is a messenger RNA of Clupea harengus (Atlantic herring), 7810 nucleotides long. RefSeq names its product AT-rich interaction domain 5B (gene arid5b). NCBI's taxonomy places the organism in Eukaryota, Metazoa, Chordata, Actinopteri, Clupeiformes, Clupeidae. Gene Ontology annotation, biological process: regulation of transcription by RNA polymerase II. The record is from RefSeq and is a predicted model, not a curated record. Gene Ontology annotation, molecular function: transcription cis-regulatory region binding. Gene Ontology annotation, cellular component: nucleus.